CUUGCUCGUUUGGUUGACAAUCGCGAUGUGUAUUCUACAUCGUCGCAUGCUGAGUUAUAUUUUCAACAAAAUCUUUUAAUUUUUGUAUUAGUUAGUUGAUUAAUUUCUAAAUGUUUUCUUUCAUUGUGUCUGCCUUUCUGUGUUUUGGUUUCUAAAUAUGUGUAAUUUGCCGCCGAAGUUCCAUUCAGUGUGUCGCCUUUGUUUAUCAUUCUGUGGCGAUAAUUGCAGUGAUGUUAAACUUCCAAUAUUCGACCGUGAUAAGGAUAAAUCUCGACUUUCGGAUAUGAUAAUGACAUAUUUGUCCAUAAUGGUAUCUCCGGCGGACUUGCUCCCCCAGGUGGUGUGUGGGAGUUGUGCACAUAAGCUUGAUGAGUUCCACACCUUCAGAGAGUUGUCACACAAGUCAGAAAGGCUACUAGAGCAGUUCCUUCAGUAUGCCAAUUCACUUUCAGGCCCAAAAGAGGACAUCCUGAACAUAACCGCCUGCAAGUUAGAGGAGAUCAUCAAGCCGCUGAACGAUGACGAGUACCUGCUCGACAAGCACAAAUACGACACCGGCUCGCCGGACUCCACGGAGGAGAUGAAGAACUUGGAGAGCCGGCAGGCGGCGGUCACACUUUUACAAAUUAAAAACUACGACCCGAACAAAUACGCCGUGAAACCCGCGGAGGACCAUCAUAUAGUGUUCAACAGCGUGCCGAGCUUGCCGCCUUCGGAGCGAGCGAGAGAAGUAAUGCACUGUAAUGCCGUCAUCGACAUAAUAAGCAAAGCCGUAGCAGUCGCACAGCGCGAGAACGAGGAAUCUCACAAAUAUCCACCGAAUUACUCAACCGUCAUCGAGCGGUCCAACCCGAGCGAAGCCUACACUCACGAAUACCCUGAAGAGCAGUACAGCAAUGCCUACAGCGCCCCGCCCGCGCCCAGUCCCGGCAGCCACGAGGACCAGGAACAUAAAGAAAUGGACUUGUCACUGUACGGGGGCGUUAAGAACGAGCCCGUCGAACAAACUGAGCCCGCCGAGCAUCAAAACUCGUACUUCCACAAAGCGCUGAGCCAGAAGCAAGCAAACUUUUCUGACGAGUACAAACAGCAUGUGUUCGGACGAUCGGGGAACAAGAAGUCGCGAGACUCGGUGUACGAGGAGUGCAGUCAGAGCAGUAGCGGCUCUGAUCCCGACCGACUGCAAAUGGAUAUCUCUCAGAUGUCGCAGGACGACCCAGAAGAGACGCAGUCGGCGAGGUCAGCGCAGUCAUCUCCGCAGCCGCGACAAGAGGGUGAUACCGACAAGGAUUCCCUCUGGCAAGCUCUUAACAGACAAAAUGGUCGUGGUGGAGAAGCAACCCAGCUACUGAAACGGCUUAUCAACAGCAAGCACCUCGGCAUGACAGUGUCGCCACUGCGAGCGUCCACGUCCCCCAUGCCGCUGCCCGUGCCCAACGGCGCGCAUUCACCGAACGGCGAGUGGCAGUCUCGAGCAGCGGGUCCCGCCGGCACGGCGCGCAGGAAGCAGAGUUUCCCGGCGCGCGCGCAGCCCGCCCCCGCGCCGGCGCACAACGACGCGCCGCACUGGCCCGCCGCGCCCGACAACCAAGAGGCAUCCGACACAUCAACGGGGUCCCGCUCCGUGCCGCGCGUCGAGCUCUCCUGCAGCAACUGCGGCACGCACACCACCACAAUAUGGCGGCGCGACGCGCGCGGCGAGAUGGUGUGCAACGCGUGCGGGCUGUACUACAAGCUGCACGGCGUGCCGCGUCCCACCGCCAUGCGCCGCGACACCAUACACACGCGCCGCCGCCGCCCCAGACACGACAAGCAGCGGAACAAAUCCCGACGCGGGGCCAAUACAUGUGCAGAGCCAGCCGAGCCGCCUGUAGCGGCCGAGGGCGCACCCGAGGAGGCAGUACUGGCGGCGCUACGGCGGCAACUGCAGCCGCAUCUGCUAGCCGCGCUGCAUGCACAGAAUACGCGCCCGCAGGUGGGCCGCAGCGCGCCCGAGUACGACGAAGCGCCACUGAACCUCGUGGCGUCGCACGCGGCGGCCGAGGAGACGCACUGACUGCCCUGUGAUACCGCGCACCCGCCCGCCCCACACUCACUAACUGCUGAGCCAGGUGUUCGCUAACGGUUGCGAUCGACUUCUCUUGGUAACCUUUUCAUUUCACACGAUUAAAGUGAAUAAGUUUGACCUCUUAUCUCCAUCAAACGAGAACAAUUUGAUCAGCGUAGGAGAUAAAGUUGAAUGCCUUUUGUUUUGGAAUCGGGCGAAACUGGUUUUAGAAUUAUUUAUGUUACCAUCGUAUCAAAGUUUGCCAAGAAAAUUCAUCGCUCUCCCUAGCUCGUUACAUCCAUUCGCGUGUACGUGUUAGGGCUUGUUUUGUAAAAGAGGAUGAACGAAUAAAGGGGUAAAGGGAUUAUAUAAUAUUAAUUAAGACAUUUUAAACCUUUCUUUUACAAAGCAAACUCAACACGUCGCAUCAUAGCGAUAAAACAAAUUCAAACGCAUAAUUUAAUAACCAUUUUAUACUUUUAUUUAUAUUAUUUAGUUAUACAAGGCCAGUGUCAAUAGACAAGAAAUAACCAAGGAUUUUUAGUUUACAUUUACAGCGUCAGUAAUUGGGCAUUAUGUUACGUAUAAUAAUACCUCCAUACAGUAACAAUAUUUAUUUUUUGAGCAAAAGUUAUCAUUCAAUAUUUGUGCACAUUCUGUCUCAUAAGUAGGUAUUUAAUUUAGACAUCAUUGGUUGAUUUACAUUUUGAUUCGAUCAACUUCAUUAUUGCAUUGGAUAACUUAGUCACAAAAGUAUAAUUUCAGUAUUGUAGUACAGCAUCGAGUUAAGUUUGUCUGGUAACGUUCGUAUGUUUCAAGCGGUUCGAUACUGUACGUAGAAGGUGUGUGGGGUUAUUGUUAAUAUUAUGAUUAAGAUAAUUGGUCCCGAGGCGCGAGCGCUCUCAGGACAGUGUCCAAUCUAAAGCUAUGACGAAUAUUUCGUCGUGGUUUAUAUGAUAAGGACACAAGACCCGCUCUAUCGAGCAUACGUUACAGUUAUUAAUAGAUUGUAAAACUACUGGUAGGCUCCAAAUGUUGACAGAAAUGUUACAAUUUUGUCGAAAGCCGCUAUAGGGCGGGUCGCGGGCCGGAUGCCAGUUAUAAAGGCAAAAGUGAAAUCUCGUACGUUAGAAACACGAUGAUAAAUAAGUAUAUUAAGCCUUGCCUUAAAAUGCUCUCUUAUUGAUGAAAUUAUAUAAACGGUUACCUUUUUCAGGACGCAAGUAUUCGUUUAGAAUUACGUAAUUUAAGAUAUUGUAAAUUUGAUUAUUUACAUAGUACCUAGGAGCGUUAAAGAUAAAUCAUUAAAUUAUAGCGUUUAAUUUAUUUCCCUUUCGGUCAGUAUUUAAAAUGUAAGUAUUCUUUCUGUCGAGUAUUGCCUUAGUUCUUUAAGGUUACAACGUUAAGAAGCAAUAAUGACAAAUGAGUAUCUACUUAUCGUAACGUAUACGUUAUGCGAACCAUUUAUAUAUUUUGAUAAAUCGUAAGGUGGUAGGUUAUAGAUACCGUUCAAUAGCUUCGUCGCAAUGUUGUACUAGAGCAGAUUCAAGAUUUCCAAUAAUGAACAGUUGCCUUCGUAUAUUAUACUAAUCUACAUUUUAAAUGGUAUAGGCGAAGGGCUCAUGUAGCGGCGUGGCAUCGCUUCGCGUAGCAGUGUCACGCCGCUGCGUAGCUUUUGCGCCAUAGUUUCUCGGCAUUAUUAAAAUAGAUAAAUAAUUUAGAUAUGAUUUUUAUGUUAGAAACAUAAUCUUUUAAUGUGUGGAUAUAUUCAUACAUUCGCGAAUGUGAACACAUUCAACAACAGCGAACAGCCAAAACGUCGAGGCAUUAUGUGUUUAAAUUUACCGUGAACACCUCAUCGUGGUCAGUGUCUAUUAUAUUUGUAGCAAAAGGCAUUUACGUUAUGUGCUCAGCGUAUGUUUUGUUGUUGGCAGGCGCGCGCCGCCUGAUCGCCGUCCCUUUACUUGAUAUUCUCUACUUAAUUUAGUUGUAUUGAAUUCGUAUUAGUGUCAACCCCCACGGGCCAGUAAUAGACAGUCUAUGAGACGUUGUGAUACCUUAGCUAGGGGCCGCGAGUAGGCUCGCGGCCGAGUGAUCCUCUCGCAGCUAUUUUUGUCCUCUUUGUCACGUUUGACGCGCUAAGCUUACCGUAUUUUAUAGCUUUAAAAUUGAGAUUAUUUAUCGUUUACUAUUGGGAUCACCGUAUGUACUCGUAUAGUUCGUCAGUGUGGUAGUGUUACUGCUUAGUAUUGCUUACUCUUACUCGACGAGGCGAUGGUAGUCUUCUUGACAAUAAACUUUCGUAACAUUUAGGGUUUAAAUUAAACUGUUCUCAAAUUAUGCUCUCUAUCGGACUUUUCUAGCUCUCUGUCGGAUGAUAUUAAAAUCGAUCUGUGAAUGAUAUUAAAGGAAAUGCACGCCAAGUGCUUAUUUUUCUAUAGGGAAUCUAUUUUGUGGAAAAUAAUCUCGACCGAAGAGUCAUUCUCUACACGCGCUGCUAUAGCUGCUGGCAUUAGUGAUACAGUAUUAUUUUAUUAAAUUUUAUCUUUGUACAUGUCUUAGGUUUAUUAUUAUUUAGUAUUUUUGUAGUUUUAAUAAUUGACGUCUGUUAUUAUGCUAUCGGUAAUCGGUAUCAGGUGAAUUCUCUCUUGUCAAGUACACACUAACUAUGUUCCUUAUGAAACUGUAUUUUAAUCAAUUAUUUAUUGAACUUGUUGAAUCAACUUCCCUUAUGUUCCCUUAACUAGAACCGUAGCAUUAACGAGUAUUGACGCCUUUAGAUCUUCCAAUUCGGUUAUUUAUAAUUUAGGUUAAUUUAUGAAUAUCAUAAGAAUUUGAUGAACAAUGUAUAUCGAUAUUUAGUUACUAACAAACCGGUUGUGUUGUGUGUGCUUAUGCUCUAACAAGCAUGUGUUUGUGAUUUUGUUUAUGCCGUUCUGUACCGUGAAUUCGGCUGCAGACAGCGACCUUAAUGACGUGUAUUAUUAUAAUUUAUGCUGAAAUAUUGGCUUCGAAUCUCUUUGAAAUUCCAAUUAUAUUAAACACCGUUUCUCAAUACUAAAGACUGACAGACACGCGCUAUGUUUUCAGAACCAUGUGCAUUGCUAGCACAGUAGCGUGUUCCCCUUCCGUCUAACGUGUAUCUCUGUCGAACUAACUUCAAAUUGUUCUAUGAGAAAGAGACAGCUGACUCGACCUAGACAAACGCUACUGUGAUAGCUGACGUGUAUUGUGUGUAUUAGUUUGUGCAACAAUGCACUUUCUCUAGUAGCGAUCUAAAGAUGACAAAAGUAUUGUAAUUAAAAUGUGAUAUUUGUUUGAGAAUGUAAGUGCGUGUUUCCGAAAAGCAAUAACAUUGUGAUAAGUGAAUGAGCAUUUUUUGCGAAACUCAGGCUUAUUCUGUAUGUAAUAAUACUGUCAAUUAUGUAUUAGGAGCGGUCCCGCCCACGGGCGUCGUAGAACGUGUGAUUAUACAACUGCAUAAGCAAUAACGAUAUGAUUUCUUUAUACUACAUUAUACAUGCAGCUACCUUGAGCUGGUACGUACACUAAUUUCCAAUUGUCGAUUGGAUGAAUGUUUAAUACUCAUACAUGUAGCAGAUGUAAUAAAUUCGAAUGUAAUCGAAAAUUGAAAAAGCAAUAUUCCGAAUAGAAAGCUUAGGAGGACCAUUCGUAAACGAUAAGUUUGUCUUCAAAACGAUCUAUGUACUACAUAUAUUUGUAUAUUGUGUAAGUUUCAGCAUAAAUUAUCCACUGAGAUUGUGAGCACGUGCGGAAUACUCAUUGUGAACAUUAAUUAUUGUUGUAUAGAUGAUAAAUAAUGUGACUUACGCAGGGAUGGAUACUUAAAUUAUUAAAAUUUUAACUGAUAUAUUGGCUAUGUAGUGAGUAGAAUAUUUUUUUACAAAUAAAUGAUAGCAGCUA
Leguminivora glycinivorella is the source of this 5971-nucleotide messenger RNA. RefSeq lists its product as uncharacterized. Gene Ontology annotation, cellular component: nucleus. Gene Ontology annotation, biological process: cell fate commitment; positive regulation of transcription by RNA polymerase II; negative regulation of transcription by RNA polymerase II. Lineage: Eukaryota; Metazoa; Arthropoda; Insecta; Lepidoptera; Tortricidae. The transcript has 9 exons. The record is from RefSeq and is a predicted model, not a curated record. Gene Ontology annotation, molecular function: RNA polymerase II cis-regulatory region sequence-specific DNA binding; zinc ion binding; DNA-binding transcription factor activity, RNA polymerase II-specific. The coding region runs from base 158 to 2056 and encodes 632 amino acids.